Sceloporus undulatus (fence lizard) is the source of this 1964-nucleotide messenger RNA. It is a transcript of the gene PLN, whose product is annotated as phospholamban. The record is from RefSeq and is a predicted model, not a curated record. The transcript is spliced from 2 exons. Gene Ontology annotation, molecular function: ATPase inhibitor activity. NCBI's taxonomy places the organism in Eukaryota, Metazoa, Chordata, Lepidosauria, Squamata, Phrynosomatidae. Gene Ontology annotation, cellular component: sarcoplasmic reticulum; membrane. Gene Ontology annotation, biological process: negative regulation of heart rate; negative regulation of calcium ion import into sarcoplasmic reticulum; negative regulation of ATPase-coupled calcium transmembrane transporter activity. The coding region runs from base 249 to 407 and encodes 52 amino acids.
AUGAGCCCUGCCUAUGAAACUUUUGUUAUUUUUUCCCUCCACCAACUUCAGUUGUUCCCACAAAGCUGAUGACAGAGAACGACUUUUAGUUUCUCAGGGAAUAGCAUCAUACAAUUCAGUAAUCACUGGUUGUUGAGCUCCACAAAGAUUUUUAAUCCCCCCAAAGAGAAGAUCUUAAGCACUUUGCACUGUCCCUGAAAACCUCGGCUUCCUAAAAAAAAUACUUAAGUUUCUGCUUUCCCGUUGCCAUGGAGAAGGUGCAGUACAUGACCCGCUCUGCUCUGAGGAGAGCCUCAACUAUUGAGGUGAACCCACAAACACGCCAAAGGCUUCAGGAGCUCUUUGUAAAUUUUUGCCUUAUCUUAAUAUGCCUCUUGCUUAUCUGCAUCAUUGUGAUGCUUCUCUGAAGUCCAGCAUAUUUGAUUGAUCUUCACUGCACUAUGCAAUGGAAAAAGCACAUCAAAGGGGGAAAAGAACCAAGCGAGAAUCUUCCAGAAUGAGGAAAUGCUUGCAAGAAAAUCUAGCAUUUGGACUAAGCAACUUUUCAUCAGCAGCACGGUCCACUUAUUAGCCACUGUUAAAAGCACCUGUAAUGGACAGCAAUUUGACACCUACUGUCACAAAGCUAUGCAUGAGCUAAACCUUACUUGCCCUGCUAAAAAGGAAGUUUUCUGAGGAAAUUGCUGUCUAGAGUGUUUGUUUUGUUUUGCUGAAUUGAUGUGUUAGUAAAAACAGCUAUAAAAUGUUGAACAGAAAUUUUAAACCUUUGGUGCCAGAUUAUCUAAGUAUCAUUGCCAAUCAAGUUUUAACUGUUGGAUAAAGUUCUGAAUAAUGUAUACGCUGAGGUCUGUCCUGAAUAAGCUAUUAAUAGGUAUACUGUACUUAGAUCAUUAUAUAGUCUAGAAAAACUCUUCAGCAAUCUGUUUUAAAAGUGUGGCUAUCUUGACUGUAAAUUCAAGCUGUUAACAAUUUUAUUCCAUCAUAUUUACAACAAAGUAAUGUUGAACUUGGUCACAGACUUUUCCAUAUGAAAAAAAAUCAAGUAGAUAUACACUUAAGUAGAGAUUUUAAAAGUGAUUUUUGUGGAGAAGAAACUGAGCAAUGUAUUAAAAUUAACAUCUGCAUGUUUCUCAAAUGUAAAAUUAGGAGAAAGUACAAACAAAGCUAAUGUUUUACAUUUCUGCAGUACUCGACAGCAGUUAUAAGAAAUAUCCCCAGUCCACAAUGCUCCUUUACAAUAAAAGUUUAUGUCCUUCACUGUGCAGAAAAGUAAAAUCGUCAUUAUCUUACACACAUUUUUAAAAAAUUAAAUAGAGAUAUUACAAAUGAGGUUACACAGAGCCAAAGAUCUGAGGCAGAAAAUCUGAGACUAUUUUUUCUGUAGAAAAUUUCCCAAACCUUGUAUUUAUUUAUCCAUAGUUGCCUGGAUUGUUGUACUGUAAUCAUUCAUAUUAGAUGGGUUAAAUUCAGUAUAUGAUGUUCUAGUUACUGUAUUCUUCAAAGGAGACAAGCAUUGACAAACCCUAGCGUUCAGAGGAAUAGACUAAUAAAUGAAUGCACUGCUAAGCUUAUUUCUACUUCACAAAAUCCCUUGUUUAUCAGUCACAAGUACAAGUUGUCAAGACAAAUGUGUUAAGUUGCUUGUGACUACAGACUAAAAUACAUCCUUUAGUGUAAUAAAAUGUUCAAUGUCUUAUUGAAACUGAUUUUUUUUCUAAACUUAAAAUGGAACUAAUAAGUUAUCUGUGGUUGAAGCUGAAGGUACUACACUUGUAUCUUAGCAAAACAAAGUUAAACUGUUGAUAUAUGUUACAUCAGGUACAGCUUUCUUUAGGCAUUCAACUUUUUAAAAAGUGUUCUUUCAGGCAUUGUCAUUUUUUGUUAAAUACAAGGAAAGUAUACACUAUUCUCUUUACAUUAUUAGAAAUACAGCAAUAAAAUAAAUUUCCACAUAAAACUUUGAA